Messenger RNA from Cynocephalus volans (Philippine flying lemur), 1505 nucleotides. It is a transcript of the gene PHLDA3, whose product is annotated as pleckstrin homology like domain family A member 3. Gene Ontology annotation, molecular function: phosphatidylinositol phosphate binding. Lineage: Eukaryota; Metazoa; Chordata; Mammalia; Dermoptera; Cynocephalidae. Gene Ontology annotation, cellular component: plasma membrane. The record is from RefSeq and is a predicted model, not a curated record. Bases 418 to 795 code for a protein of 125 amino acids. The transcript has 2 exons. Gene Ontology annotation, biological process: negative regulation of phosphatidylinositol 3-kinase/protein kinase B signal transduction; positive regulation of apoptotic process; intrinsic apoptotic signaling pathway in response to DNA damage by p53 class mediator.
CCAAGGGCCCUGCCCGGGCGAGUGAGCGGCGCCGAGGGGAGGGCCGGCCGGGGCAGGAAUGCGCGGCGGGCGGCGCAGGCGGCGAGCGGCGGAACAUGUAAGGGCACAUCCCGCGAGCUGCCGCCCAGCGCGCAGACGGAGCCCAGAGGAGCGAGCGAGCGCGCGCGCGGCGGGAGGGCGGCGGGCUCACGGGCCGGGCAGGCGCGGGGACCCCGGGCAGAGGCCGGGCGGGGCAGCUCGAGUCGCCCGGAGGAGCCGGUGCGGGCGCACGGGGCAGUCGGCGCGCACGGGGCAGGGCGCGCAGCGGGGCAGGGCGCACGGCCAGCCAGCCCCGGGCGCCAGAAUCCGGCGCUGCGGAGCCGGGAGGGGCGCCGCGCCCGCCGCAGCCCACGGCCUUCUCGGAACCUCGGGGCGCCCAUGACGGCGGCGGCGACGGUGCUCAAGGAGGGCGUGCUGGAGAAGCGCAGCGGAGGGCUGCUGCAGCUGUGGAAGCGGAAGCGCUGCGUGCUCACCGAGCGCGGGCUGCAGCUCUUCGAGGCCAAGGGCACCGGCGGCCGGCCCAAGGAACUCAGCUUCGCCCGCAUCAAGGCCGUGGAGUGCGUGGAGAGCACCGGGCGCCACAUCUACUUCACGCUGGUGACCGAGGGCGGCGGCGAGAUCGACUUCCGCUGCCCCCUCGAAGACCCCGGCUGGAACGCCCAGAUCACCCUGGGUCUGGUCAAGUUCAAGAACCAGCAGGCCAUCCAGACAGUGCGGGCCCGGCAGAGCCUUGGGACUGGGACCCUCGUGUCCUAAACCACCAGGCGUACCAUCUUACCUUCAUGCUCCCCACUACCGUGAUGCCCAGACGUCGUGCCAGCUUGCUUGCUCCUUGGGCUCAUGUGGCAAGGCAGAAGCCAUGGACAUGUGGAGGUGGCAUCGGAGCUGAAGGAAUGGAUGGGGCACAGGGAAGAGGGCAGAAGGCCAUGCGGGGCUGAGGAUGAAGAUUCAGCCCCUGGACACUCUCAGACUCUCAGGACGUAUCCAGCUCAGCGUCUUCUAGCCUCAGGCCUGGACUUAUGGGUCAUGAUGGAGAGCUGGCAUCAAAGCCCCCCUCCCUGCUGUGGUCCUGUCAUCUGUUCUGCAGACUGCUGUUAGUCCCUGGCUUGUGCCAUGCCUGGAAGAGGGCUGUCCCCCAUGGGGUGCUAAGCCAAUGCCUCAGGACUCAGGAAGCGAGCCUGGUACUGAGAGGAGAAACCACCCUGGGAUGGCCCCUGGACUCACCUUGAGGAGGGAAGAGCUGCUGGGCCCAAGGCCCAAACCUGGGGGUCUCCUGCUGCUUAGGUCUUUUUGGGAUCCCCACCCAUCCAGGCCUUCUUUUGCACACUUCUUCCCCCACCUUCUACCCAUCUUCCCCCCACUGCAGUGCUAGGCCUGGAGGUGGUGGGGGUGGGGGUGGGGGUUUGGCCAUUACCAUUUCAUGCCUAUCCCAAAAUGAAGAUGCCCUGCAAAGGGCAGUAACCACA